Molecule: messenger RNA, 3994 nt
Organism: Lymnaea stagnalis (great pond snail)
Lineage: Eukaryota; Metazoa; Mollusca; Gastropoda; Lymnaeidae
Source: the annotation of a GenBank genome assembly
GACUCAGACUUUAAAAAUUGCUGAAUCAACAUUUACAACUAAUGCUGAAUCAACAUUUACAACUAAUGCUGAAUCAACAUUUACAAAGCAUGCUGAUAGUGAUGAUGAACAUUUUUCCAAGAAAGGCAGAAAAAAGCUUAAGGAAAUGAGAAGGAAAAAAAAUAAAAAGGAAAGAGUAACUGAUAAAUCCAAUGCAGACAGUGAGAAUCAUCACAGUUCACCAGUAAAGAAACUCAGGAAAGAGGCACAGCGUGAAGAGAAAGUUAAUAUUGAAAUGGAUAAUAAUAAUAAUAAACAAAGGGCAGACGCAAAAGCUCAUAGUAUUCAUAAGGUUAAAGUAAUAAAAAUGAAUAAAAAAAUUGAGAUGAGCAGCCUACUGGGAAAGAGUGGUAGGAAGCGAAAACUCUCAACUUCAGAAGAUAGGGUCACUUUAGGUGGUAAUAAAGCAAAAAAGUUUAAAAGUGAUAAAAAUGUAGCUAAAUCUGAACUGGGGACCAAAACAAAUGGAGACAGUAUAGUUGGUAGCAAAGUAAAACAUGAAAAAAGUGGGUCUCAGUUUGAUGUCAACAGCGCUCCUGAAGGGGCUACAAAGCCAAAGAGAAAAAGGAAAAAGAAAAAUACCAGCCUAAAGAAUAAAGAAAAGCAGCUUGCUCUGAAAUCCAAAAUCAAACCAUCCUUAGCUGUCAUCCCAAAGAAUAGUGAAUUGAAUAAACCCUGUGAUCUUGAUAGUGCAAAGGAACGUGACCAAAAUAAGAUUAAUGAAACAAGUAUAACAAGCAAUGCUUCACAAAGGCAGGAAAUUUUAACAAAGGAAUCAUUUAAGAAAGGCAAACUUGUUGCUUCUGGCAAUCAAAAGAGUGAUAGGUCUUUAAACGGUGUGCUAAAAAAAUAUGACAUUGAAUCCAAUAACAAAGCUGUAAUGAAGAAAUCAAAAGCUGAAAUUCAUGAACUUCAUUCAACUAAACAACUGUUAAAGAAGAAAAACAAAGAAAAGAAGUCAAAGAGUAAGAAGGAAAGGGGGAGCUCAAACCUGUCUUUAAGUGAUCAACAAACGAAUUACCCAAAGUCAACAAAAUUAGAACCUCAAAAGUUGAAACAAAGUGAAGAAAUGAGCAAUGCAAUUAAGAAUACUGGAGUAGACAUUAUUUCUAAGAAAGACGAACGAAAGAUUAAAUUAUCAUCAACUGUUCCUUUUGAUCAGUCUGACCGGAAAAAUAGAAACCAGAAUAAUAAAGACGUUGAAUCCAAAUUGAAAAAAAAUGAUCAGCCUCAAGUUUCUUCAUUGUGGGGUAAAGCAGCAGUUCUGGCACAGCAAGCCAAGGAUAAGCUGAAAUCUGCUCGCUUUCGAUUCAUCAAUGAGCAGCUGUACACCUGUACUGGGUCGGAGGCCAUGAAGAUGUUUCGAAGUGACCGUACGGCUUUUAAUGUGUAUCAUGAAGGUUAUGAGAAGCAAGUGAGCAAAUGGCCUGUCAACCCGGUGGACACGAUCAUUCGGCAGAUCAAAGAUAAGUAAGAAAUCUUCACCUUUGACCCAUAUUUGUCAUAGUUUAACUGUUUUAGUACCCUAUCUUGCAUAAGAUUUACAGAUAUAUUUUCUAAUUUUAAGCAAUUUCUUUGUGCUUAAUAAUAACCAGAUAUCCCUCCAACAUGCCAGUCAAUUAAGUUUCUGAACUCAUUUACAUUUUUUAGUUAUUUCUUGCGUUGUCCCUACUCUAAAAAAGGCUGUUAGCAGAAACAUUCUCGUUUAUUUUCCAGUCUUUUCAUUUCAAGCUUUAACAUGUCUGGUACUUUGUUCAACUAUUUCCUUAAUAAUGAAUAUUGAAAUUAUGUGUAGGGCAGUUUUUUUUUUACAACAAACAUUUGACCAUCUUAAUAAGCAGAAUUUAAUAAGCUGUGUAAAGCAUCCAUCAUAUUAAUAAUGCUUACAUACAGGCCUCGUAACUUGGUGGUGGCAGACUUUGGUUGUGGUGAUGCCAAAAUAGCACUGAGCAUUCCACAGAAGGUGCACUCAUUUGAUUUGGUUGCUACAAACAGCAGAGUCACUGCAUGUGAUAUGUCUAAGGUAAGAGCUGAAAGUGCCCCUCUUAUCAAUAAUAAUGGCAUGAAUUAUUAUUAUUUUUUUUAAAGUAUCAUUUUAAAAAUAUAUCAAUUGAAGUAGUCCAUUUUGUAAGACUAUACUUUAUGGUCAAAUUGUACAUCAAUAAUACCGGGACUUAAUAAUACAUCCCUUCACUUACCUGUGUAUUCAUAAUAAUAGAUUAAAUAAAACACCUACUCACUCAUCUAUGUAUUAGCUACUGAUGCAAGUUGUUUAUUAUAAUACAAAAAUAAUAAAGUGACAAUAAAUAGAAGCUAUAUGUAUUUUAUAUUUAGCACAUUUUGAAGAAUAAUAGUCUGACCAUUUGUCCUAUUGGGAAGUUACAAUUUUUACUCAUAAGAUCUCUGCUCCUAUCCGUCUAAAACCUUUAACUAGCCGAUUAUUUGAUCUUAUGGCUAAUAAUAAUAUCUUGUUACAGUUUUUUAAAAUUCUCUUUUAACAACAUUUUUAUAAGAAAUUGUGUGAAAUAUAUUUACUCUUUACAUCAUCACCAGACCCCACUGCCCAAUGAGAGUGUGGACAUUUCUGUAUUUUGUCUCUCUUUAAUGGGAACCAACAUAAGUGAUUAUAUUCAUGAGGCCAACCGUGUCCUGAAAAUUGGGUAAGAUAUGUAUUAUGGAACUAAACGACCUAUAGGGAAUAAAAGUACUUAAAAUACAUGUUUUCUUUUGAUUAUUCAUUUCUGAAUAACACAAUGACCUACUGUUUCAAAAAUUUUUUAAUUUUAUCAAAGAAUAAUACAACGCGGAUCUCUGCCUGUUCUUAAUAGUGUACAUUUUUUAAUACAUUUCAGAGGCCUGUUAAAAAUUGCAGAAGUUGUCAGCAGAUUUAGUGGUUUGAGUGAGUUCAUUGGUGGGGUCAGUAAACAUGGCUUCUUGCUCCUGAACAAGGUGAGGACAUCUUUUAUGUUGGGUGAUGCCGUAACAUUACAUUCACAGUAUCCUGUCUUGAUAAUGGCUAGUAACACUUUGCUGGAAACUGUCAAUGGCAUGAUACAUGCCAGGAAUACUGUGCAUGAAAUUAUUCACUAGUUAAUGAUGCACUGAUUAUUUGAUGCUUGUAAAGUACUGUGCUGGAGUGUUAAACAGAAAAUUUAAAUAAUUCAAUUUUCCUGUUGUUUUUUUGCACAUACACAUUUAUCACUACCAGUAUAUACUUCAGCUAAAUAAGGAAAUUAUUGUUGGUAAAUGUGAACAAGUCUGGCUAUAGCAUCAUGUGUUGCCAUAAGAUAGUUUCAGUUGAUGUACUGGUUGUGUCUUUAAUUAGUUGUGUCUUUGAUUGCUGGCAGUGUCUGAUUACUUGUUGUGUUGUUGAUUACUUUUUGUCUUUAAAUACUUGUGUAUUUGAUUACUUAACUUGAUGUGUCUACUUGUGUCUUUGAUUACUUGAUGUGCCUUUGAAAAAUGACUUAUUCUAUUGAAUGACUUCCACAGAGGGACUUGAACCAAAUGUUUUAUAUGAUAGAUUUCAAGAAAGUCAAGUCUGUGAAGAAAACAUCAGCUGGAACCAUUAAGCUUAAACCUUGUGUGUAUAAAAGGAGAUAAUUGUCUUAUGUUGUCUUUGAAUUAUUAAACUUUGUGUUUGUCAGGGGAGAUAAUUAUCUUAUUUUUGCCUUUAGAAGGUUAAACCUUGUGUAAAUAAGGGGAGAUAAUUAUCCAAUGUUGUCUUUGGGGCUAAAACCUUGUGUGAAUAAUAAUUAUUAUAUGUUGUCUUUGGAAGAAGCAUUACAUUAUCAUGAAAGAAAUUUUAAGUCUCUUGUUUGUUGAAUUAUUCUUGUCCUAAAGUUAGUCCAAAGUAUGCAUGGCAAUGAGGACCAUAGGUCAUCAGAUCAGAACGCAGAGGCUUUCUGAUUGGAUUUUAAACCUUUGGGAAGGAUUAGAGGAAGGCUCCCAGUCU